Cuscuta epithymum is the source of this 2073-nucleotide messenger RNA. Lineage: Eukaryota; Viridiplantae; Streptophyta; Magnoliopsida; Solanales; Convolvulaceae. The record is from the annotation of a GenBank genome assembly.
AAACACGUCUUCUUGAAUUUCACCACAUUUUGAUACCAGCAGUCCAGCAUUGCUACUAUGGAGAGCUCAGGCGAACCCGACAGCGACCUCUAUACCAUCCCCAGUUACACCAGUAAGAACCAAUAUCACAGUCUCUCGCUCUGCUGGUUUUCGUGGAAUAGCAUUCACGAAGUAGAGAGGCUGUCGCUGAGAGAGUUCUUCGAUGGGAGCUCGAUCACACGGUCUCCCAGAAUAUACAAGGAGUACAGGGACUUCAUCAUAUUCAAGUACCGGGAGGAUUCGGACCGGAAGCUCACAUUCACAGAGGUGCGGAAAUCUCUGGUAGGAGACAUCUGUGUGCUCCAAAAGGUCUUCACGUUUCUCGAGAAGUGGGGGCUCAUCAAUUUCGACCCAAGUAAACCAGAGCCAGUUCAAGCUGGGGUAGAAGAGGAGGUGGAAGAGGAUGAGAAGUGGAGGGUUAGGGUUGAGGAAGGGGCUCCUUAUGGGGUGAGGGUUAUUGCCACUCCAAAUUCGAUUAAGCCCCUUGCUCCUCUGCCGUCCACAUUGGCUGUUGCUGCUUUUGGGGCCCAUAAUGUGGUCAAAAUGCCGCCCUUGGCAUCUUACUGUGAUGUUUAUGGUGAGUUACUGGAGCAGCAGAAAGAAUGUAUGGAGUGUGUCCACUGCAAAGAGCAGUGUGGAUCCAGGCAUUACAAACAUAUCGAGGAAGGGAGCUUUAUGUUAUGUGAAAAUUGCUUCAAUGAUGGUAAGUUUGAUAAGGAUAAAUCUGGGGAUGAUUUCAAGUUUGUUGAAAGUGGGAAUCAUCAGGUUGUCUGGACUGAAGAAGAAACUUUACUCCUAUUUGAGUCCAUUCUCAAGCAUGGAGACGACUGGGAUCUUGUUGCUGAAAACGUGAAAACAAAGACCAAACUUGAAUGCAUCUCAAAGCUUAUAGAACUGCCGCUUGGUGAUCUUAUGCUGGGUUCUGACAACAAGAAGAAUAAACUUAUGGAUUCAAAUGCCAAUGUGAAUGGUUUUGAACUGGUGCAUCCAGCUUCAAGUGAGCCCCAAGUAACUAUGGGAACAGGGCUUCAACCCAAUGACAGCGAAGAGAACAGAACCUCAGAAUGAGCCACAUAGUGGAGACUAUGUAAACCAAGGACAACCUAUGAAGAAAAGAUGCAGUCUGCCAACGAUUUCAGGACCUAGAUGUUCAUUAAUCGAGCAGGUAGCCCACAUCUCUACUGUUGUUGGUCCAUGGGUUGCCUCAUCUGCAACAGAGGCUGCUAUUACAACACUUUGCUAUGAAAACCAGUGUUCCAGGGAGAUAUUCAAUGAUAUUGAAAGUCUUGAUGAUAAAUUGAGAUCUGACCUUGUAAAUAGUGAAAACGAAAGGGAUCAUCAAGCAGAAGGGGCUGAGACUGGCAAAACAAGUUCAGAUAUAGACAACGAUAAAAGCUGCUCUCAGAAGAAGAGUACUACUAUACCUCUGAUGCUACAGAUGAGGGCUGCAACCGCUACUGCACUUGGUGGAGUUGCUGCCCACUCAAAGUUAUUGGCUGACCAAGAAGAGAGAGAAAUGGGAUAUUUAGUAUCAACUUUAAUUAAUACCCAGCUUAAGAAGUUGGAAUGCAAAAUUAAACACAUGGAAGAGCUUAAGAUGAUAAUGGAAAAUAAGCAAACGGAAAUGAAGGAAGUGGAGUCAGACCUAAUCAACGAACGAAUUGAGGCCUUGCAAAGAAUGUUUAGUAAUGGGACUGCGCCGGCCAAGCCCAGAGUUGACGUGUCUACCACAAAUAUGGUGCUGAACUCCCAGCAGUCAGAAUAGAGCAAUGCUGCUGUACUGCUUAGUGUUUAUUUUCCUUACUAGGUGUUUUUGAAAAACAAAGCGAGUUAUUUAGUAAAAUAUUCCUGAUAAUCAUACUUUCUACUACAUAGAAAACCAUUUAUGUUCCAUUUGAAUAUGUUAUUUAAUAUUUACCACAACAAUGACGUUUUAAAAAGCUCGAUUACAAUGUAGUUAGCUCAGCUUCUGAAACAUUUAGAGUCAUGUUUGGUGACCCUAAAAGUUGAUUUGAGGGAAAACUAUCAAAUGAG